UUCGUAACGUAAAAAAAAAUGGGCCCCCUCACGUGACCGCGCAACACGUGCUUACCUAACGGACUCGUCACACACUAAACGCCUCUCCCUCAACCCAACAAAUCCCCCAAACGCCUUCUCUCACGUCCGUCUGUUCUUCUCCGUUUCCGUCAACCCUAACCCUAACGCCGUCCAUGGCCUCCUGUGACGACGAUUUUUCCCUUCUCGACGACCACCAAAACCCUGAUUCCACCCAACCUUCCGCCACCAUCCAAACCCCGCCGUUUAGCGUCAAUCCGUACGACCAAGACUCCGAUCCAUUCGAUUCCGAACCGGAUCCGAGUUCCCGAUCCGGUAAACGCGCUACCGAGCGCGAUGAGAUCAGCAAUGGCGUGUCAAAAAGGACGAGACUACACUCCGCCUCGUCUUCCGCCGGUGACUACAGGAAGGACAGAGAAGAAUGGAGUGACACGGCCAUCGCGUGCUUGUUGGAGGCAUAUACCGAUAAGUUUGUGCAGUUAAAUAGGGGAAAUUUGAGGGGAAGGGACUGGGAGGAGGUGGCGGCGACGGUUAGCGAUAGAUGCGAUAAGCAGAGCAAGAGCGUGGAGCAGUGUAAGAACAAGGUGGAUAAUUUGAAAAAGCGAUACAAAUUGGAGAGGCAUCGGUUGAGCAACGGUGGCUUAUCGGCGAGUCACUGGCCUUGGUUCCAGCAGAUGGAGCAAAUUGUUGGGAACAGUAUUGCGGCUAAAGCUGCUGCAGACGAGGAAAAGAACUCUGUCAGCGGUGGAUCCUCCAUUUGUACUAGGCAGCCAAAGAGACAUGCAACAACAACUGCAACUGCAACUGCAACUGCAAGUCCCGGUGGUCAGAUUAUGACGAUGAAGUCGAAACCAUCUGCUAAUCUUAGGUGGCGAAGAGUCGUGUUCAAAAUAAGUGGUGCUGCUCUAGCUGGAAAUGCUUCAAAUAAUAUAGAUCCAAAGGUUUAUGCUAACCCCAUUUUAUUUUCUUAUAAUUGGAUCCAAUUUCUUGAUCAAUUCUCGAGUACAUCUUCAAAUUUACAUUAUUACUGUGCUUAUAGUUAUAAGUAUAUUGUGAAAAUGAUGGCAACCGUGAUGAACUCCAUACUGCUGCAGUCGGCUUUGGAGAAAUUGGGUGUGCAGACACGCGUGCAGAGUGCAUUCUCUAUGCCAGAGGUUGCUGAACCAUAUAGUAGACAACGAGCCAUCCGGCAUCUUGAGAAAGGAAGAGUGGUGAUAUUUGGCGGUAUUGGAGCUGGGACAGGAAAUCCACUCUUUUCUACUGAUACAGCUGCAGCUCUUAGAGCAUCAGAAAUUCAUGCUGAUGUGGUCAUGAAAGGAACAAACAUGGACGGUGUUUUUGUUUGCGACCCUAGAAAUAACAAUAUUGCGGCAGAGCACAUAUCCUUCAGGGACUUGGCUUCUAGAGGUGCAUCGCCAAUGGACAUGAUGGCUAUGACAUUCUGCGAGGAGAAUGGGAUUCCAGUUGUCAUUUUCAAUCUUCAUGAGCCGGGAAAUAUAUCAAGGGCAUUAUGUGGAGAACAGGUCGGCACCCUGAUUGAUCAAACAGGGCCUAUUAGUUAGUGUUCGGUGGACUUCGUUAUCUGGCUAAAAGAUUCACAAGGCAUUUAAACGUGUGAUUUCUUGAAAAUUCUGUUCAAGUAACAUCCGUAUAACAGAGUGGAGUUCAAAUUGAUUCCUUUUCAAUGAAGCUGUCUGCACAAUAUGGGGAGAUGGAAAAAGUCCCUAAUUUUAUACCAAAUGAAUGGGGUAACUGCUGAUGGGUAAAAUUCCCAAUCUUAUACUCAAUUGUAAUAGAAAAUCUCUUGAUAAUAUCCUUGGCCAUCUUCUUGUAAGACGACCUUUGUGAAAUUGAUUUAUGUAUUGGGAAAGUGAGUGGAUCCAUUACUAUUUGAUAAAAUCUAAUCUUGCACUUGUGGAGUUAAGGAAUUCUAGUUAUAUUCUUUGGGAGACCUGACUCAUCCUAGUUUUAAGUUUCAGUGCUUUUUUGCUUC
Molecule: messenger RNA, 2011 nt
Organism: Olea europaea var. sylvestris
Lineage: Eukaryota; Viridiplantae; Streptophyta; Magnoliopsida; Lamiales; Oleaceae
Exons: 6
Coding region: 174-1580 (468 amino acids)
Biological process (GO): UDP biosynthetic process
Cellular component (GO): cytoplasm
Molecular function (GO): UMP kinase activity
Source: RefSeq, a predicted model, not a curated record